Nannizzia gypsea CBS 118893 is the source of this 378-nucleotide messenger RNA. RefSeq lists its product as hypothetical. The record is from RefSeq and is a predicted model, not a curated record. Lineage: Eukaryota; Fungi; Ascomycota; Eurotiomycetes; Onygenales; Arthrodermataceae. Bases 1 to 378 code for a protein of 125 amino acids. The transcript is spliced from 2 exons.
AUGAAGGGUAGCUACCAAAGGGAUAUUGCAGGAGCAAAGGAGCAAACAAACUGGCAAACUCCUGCAAAAAUAGGAGCAAGCCGGAGUUCUCAGUCUCCUGGUCUCUGGGAGUGUCAAAAAUGUUCUUUAUUUGCAGGGUAUAAUGCCAAAAAAGGCGAAAAAUCCGUUGAUUUUUGCGGAUCUCGUAUCUAUCAAAAAAGGGGCAAAAAGGGGCGGAGAUGGAUAUUCAAACGGGCUCUCUUGUGGGAGGUGCUGGCCGUGACGGCGAUUCGAACCUACGGCGUCGGACCUGUUUUGGAGGGUGCAUGGCUGCCUAUGGCCGCCGAAAACUGUUCAGACGUACCAUCCCCAACUUCGACAGUCGGCAGGACGGCAUGA